UACAGAGAGAAGGAGAAACAGAGAGAUUGAUCUGCUGCAAUGAUCAGAGCUGAGGAGAUUCGAAGCCAGGAGCCAGGAGUUUCUUCCAGGUCUUCCACGUGUGUGCAAGGUCACUUGAGCCAACCUUGGCUCCUCUCCCAUUCUCAGAUGAAUCAGAAGUCCAGCAACCAGGCACGAACAAGCAAGUAUCGGCCAUGCUACCGCCCCAGGUACAAGUUUUACAGGGCAUCCAAAUUCACUAGAAAGACUGCCAUUUGCCUGGUGGAAAAUAAGGAUGAGCAGCUGAUGGUGAAUCCCAGAGCCUUAAAUAUUCUUAGCCGAAUAUCCCAACCAGUGGUGGUAGUGGCCAUUGUGGGAUUGUGCCGUACAGGAAAAUCCUAUCUCCUGAAUCGCGUGGCAAGACAGAAACAUGGCUUCCGCCUGGGCUCCACAGUACAAUCUGAAACCAAGGGCAUCUGGAUGUGUUGUGUACCCCACCCCUCCAAGCGAAACCACACCCUGGUUCUUCUGGACACCGAGGGCUUGGGUGACGUGGAAAAGGGAGACCCUAAGAAUGACUCGUGGAUCUUUGCCCUGGCUGUGCUUCUGAGCAGCACCUUGGUCUACAACAGCCUGGGCACCAUCAACCACCAGGCCCUGGAGCAGCUGCACUAUGUGACUGAACUCUCUCAGUUAAUCAGGACAAGAGCUUCCCCGACAUCUGAUGAAGCAGAGGACUGCACAGAAUUUGUCCAUUUAUUCCCAGAUUUUGUUUGGGCUGUACGGGAUUUCAGCCUGGAGCUGAAGUUACAGGAACGCCACAUCACGGAAGAUGAGUACCUGGAGAAUGCCUUGAAACUGAUUCCAGGAGAGAAUCCCAGAAUCCAAAAUUCCAACAUGACUAGAAACUGCAUCAGAGAUUUCUUUCCAAAACGAAAGUGCUUUGUCUUUCCCCGACCUACAAAUGACAACAGUCUAUUAGCUCACAUUCAAGAAGUGUCAGAAGAUCAACUGGAAUCCACUUUCAAGUCUCAAUCAGAAGAAUUCUGCUCCUAUAUCUCCACUCAUGGAAAGGUCAAGACCUUGGGGUCAGGAAUCACUGUCACUGGAAAGCGGCUGGGCUGUCUGGUAGAGAUGUACGUGAAUGCCAUCAACAGUGGAGCAGUGCCUUGCCUGGAGAACGCAGUGACAACUCUGGCUGAACGUGAAAACGCUGCAGCUGUGGAGAAGGCAGCCGCCCACUACAUGGCCCAGAUGGCUGAGCGAGUGAUGCUGCCCGCAGACACACUCCAGGAGUUGCUGGACAUGCACACAGUCUGUGAGAAGGAAGCCAUUGAAGUAUUCAUGGAGCACUCCUUCAAGGAUGACAAUCUGAAAUUCCAGAAGACUCUCAUGGAAACCAUAGAGGAGAAGAAGGAAUAUUUCUUGGAACAGAAUGAAGAAGCAUCUUCCAAAUAUUGCCAGACUGAGAUUAAGAAGCUUUCAGAGUCCCUGAUGGAAAAUAUUUCAAGAGGAACUUUCUGUGUUCCUCAAGGCCACAAACUCUACCAAGAAGCAAGAAGAAAGGUUGAACAGGACUAUAAGCUGGUGCCCAGGAAAGGAGUGAAGGCAAGUGAGGUCCUCCGGUGCUUCUUGGAGUCACUUGAAGCAACAGAAAAAUUCAUCCUGAAUGCAGACAAGGCUCUCACGGAGAUGGAGAAGACAUUAGAAGCUAAGAAUACCAAGAGGGAGGCAAUGGAAGAUCAACACAGAAUAACCCAAGAAGUCAUCAUCCACCUAAAGGAGAAUUGGGAAAAGGAAAAAGAGAACCUCCUGCAACAGCAGGAAAAGCUGAUAGAGCAAAAGCUGAGAGAGCAGGAAGAGAGGCUGAAACAAAAGCUGAAGGUUGUAGAAGAAAUGCUCAAUAAAGAAUUUAAAACUAUAAAGGAAGUAAUUGAAGAGCUAAAUCGACGAAUUCCAGACUUUGGAAACAAUGAAAAAAGCGAUUUUUUCUCAUGGAUUCUAAAUAAUAUUGUUACUCUUACAGAUUUGUUUUGGAAAGCUAAGAAACUUUAA
Messenger RNA from Ochotona princeps (American pika), 2034 nucleotides. RefSeq names its product guanylate-binding protein 3-like. Gene Ontology annotation, molecular function: GTPase activity; GTP binding. The record is from RefSeq and is a predicted model, not a curated record. The transcript is spliced from 11 exons. NCBI's taxonomy places the organism in Eukaryota, Metazoa, Chordata, Mammalia, Lagomorpha, Ochotonidae. Gene Ontology annotation, biological process: defense response to Gram-positive bacterium; defense response to protozoan. The coding region runs from base 40 to 2034 and encodes 664 amino acids.